AUGGCUACUAAAAAGAGAAAAGUUGACACAAGAUACCAAAAUUAUUACAAAGUAAGUCCAGCUUUAAAAAGUAAAAAAUUGAAAAAUCACAAUCUUUACAAAUUUGAUAGUUCUUUUCGUUCAAAAAAACCAGUGCCAAUGCAAGGAACUUAUAAGGACGAAAAUCCAGUAUCAUCCUCUUCAUCAUCAUCAUUAUCAUCAUCAUCAAUUUCAAAUCCUUCUGUUUCAAAAAUCAUUGAUAAUUUAUUGACUAAUAAAGUGAAACCAUUAACAAUAAAUGUUACAAAAAAUUCAAAUUAUUCAAUCUUAAAUAAUUUUAUUUAUAUUAGUUUGAAUUUAUUACUUCAUCAAUUUAUAAAUCCAAACUUUAAUAUGAUUGUUAAUAAUACACCAAAACAUAAAAAAUCCAAAUUAAGUUAUAUGAUAAUGAUUGCAAUAAUAACCAUUAAAAAAAUUCAUAAUCUACAAUUAUGUUUUAAAUCUAUUCAUUAUUUUAAUAGAAAAAUUUUAGGUUCAAAAUCUUGUACUUCAGAAUUAGGACAUUUAGGUAAAUCUUUAGAUACUGAAUUAAUUUUCUCAUCUAUGGAACACAUUGGUUGGUGCUCGUUUCAAAUUCCAGGUUAUAAAUUAGAAUUACCUUUAAUUCUCGGGACUGAAUCAAAAGAUGUAAUAAAUAAAGGUAUUAUUCCAAAUCAUUAUUUAACAUCAAAAUUAAUUGAACAAGUUAAAAAAUUGAAUCCUCAAAAUUUGAUUAUUUUAAUUAUUGAAAAAGAACAUAUACUUUUACAAAUUGCUGCAUAUUUUGAAGCUCAUAAAGUCGAUAAUGUUUUGUUAUUAAGUAAUGAAUUUCUUUAUGAAACUGAUUUUAACAAAUUUAUUAAAGAAUUAACUUCAACAAUUGAUUGUUUAACUGCUUGUCUUUAUGACUCAGAUGCCAAAGGUUUACAAUCUGUACUUAAAUAUGCUGAUUCUAUUAUAAAUCUUAAAUAUAUUAAUAUAAUUAAUCCUUUAUAUGAAGAUGGAGAUGAAGAUAUUGAUAAACCAAAAUUUAAUAAAUUAAUGAAACUUUCAUAUUCAAAAAAUAAAAAUAUUGCUAAAGUGGCAAAAUCAGUUGUUGAGAAAAAACACGGAAUGACUUUAGAAUGUCAUAUUAAAUUCGAAGUUUAUCUUCAUCAAUUAAUUAUGUCAUCUGAAUUUGCUGAUUUGAAAAAUUCUGAUUGUAAUUCUAUUGAUUUAGUCCUUCCAGGGUUAGAUGAAAAUUAA
Molecule: messenger RNA, 1263 nt
Organism: Lodderomyces pseudojiufengensis
Lineage: Eukaryota; Fungi; Ascomycota; Pichiomycetes; Serinales; Debaryomycetaceae
Exons: 1
Coding region: 1-1263 (420 amino acids)
Source: RefSeq, a predicted model, not a curated record